Oncorhynchus mykiss (rainbow trout) is the source of this 714-nucleotide messenger RNA. The record is from RefSeq and is a predicted model, not a curated record. NCBI's taxonomy places the organism in Eukaryota, Metazoa, Chordata, Actinopteri, Salmoniformes, Salmonidae.
AUGAAUCGGAAUCUGUGUCUGAUGAAAACCAGCCCGUUAUUUAAAGAGCUUGCGGCUUACACCCAUCCACACCACCCCAUCCACACCACCCAUCCACACCACCCCAUCCACCACCCACCCAUCCACACCACCCAUCCACCACCCAUCCACACCACCCCAAUCCACAACACUAAUCCACCACCCAUCCACCACCUAACACCACCCACCCAUCACCACCCACCCAUCCACCCCCAUCCCUACCACCCAUCCCUACCACCCGUCCACCACCCAUUCCCACCACCCGUCCACCACACCCAUACACCACCCAACAAUCCACCACCCAUCACCACCCACUCAUCCACCACUCAUCACCACCCACCCAACCACCACCCAUCCACCACUCCCAUCCACUACCCAUCCACCACCCCCAUCCACACCACCCAUACACACCACCCCAUCCACACCACCCCCAUCCACCACCCCAUCCACACUACCCAUCCACACCACUCCCAUCCACCACCCCAUCCACACUACCCAUCCACACCACUCCUAUCCACCACCCCAUCCACACCACACCUAUCCACCACCCCAUCCACACUACCCAUCCACACCACCCCAUCCACACCACCCAUCCACACCACCCCAUCCACCACCCACCCAUCCACACCACCCAUCCACCACCCAUCCACACCACCCCAAUCCACAACACUAAUCCACCACCCAUCCACCACCUAA